AAUUCCGUUUGACGUCGUUUGUUUUGCUCGACUUGCUCAUUAACAUUCAGUUCCUCGUUCCCCCGAAAAUAACAACUUCUACGCACUUUGUCUGGUGCAAUAUUUUGGCAACAGCCGGUCAUACAAACGCGUCGUGUCCAGAAUGUCCCGGUUUUAGGCGGCGCAAGCUGCUCGCGUGUUCUCCGCCGGGAUGGCCCUCAACACAUCUGGCAGCAAGAAGGAAACCUUUCGCGAACGCCAGGAAACCGAACUUGAAGUGCUGCUGUCGAUCUACGAGAGCCAGGUCGAGGAUUUGCGACCACCGGGUGGUAAAUGGACCGAGGUCCGGUUGAAGUUGACGCCCCAGAAGGGUUCGGCGAAGGAGGUUUACGCGCGGUGUGAUUUGAAAGUUACUUGCAAUAAAAACUAUCCGAAAUAUCCACCGAAGAUUGAGUUGGAGAACACGAAGGGACUGUCGGACCAGCUGGUUAAGGAAUUGCUUGGGGAGCUGCAGAAGCAAGCGGAUGAGCGGAAGGGUGAGGUGAUGAUCUACGAGCUGGCCGGGACGGUCGAAGCGUUUCUGCACCAGCACAAUGUUCCACCGAAGGGUAGCUUCUACGAUGAGAUGUUGGCCACCAAGCAGCAAAAGGAGUUGCAUUUGCAGAACACCAAGAAGGCGGAGGAAGAUCAGCGCCGGCAGGUCGUCCAGGACGAGCUGCAGAAGCGCAAGAAGGAGCUGGAACGCGUCCGGCGUGAGUCCAAGCAAAGUAUUAGCGAGGCCAGUCCCAUGCAUCGGAACACCAGUUCGUCGGAGAACAGCGCCGGGGAUGGGUUUUACAACUUUUGCACCGAACAUCGGCGCAGUGAGACGCUGUUUUUGCGAGGAGGUCGAAGGGUUUUGAAGGGCGCCUGUUUGGGUCAUUCCCAGCGAGGUUGUAUUGCGUAUGCUGGGAUCGACGACCAAACCGGGCAGCUGUUGUACGUAACGGAGUGGAACGUUGAUUUGAACGACGGGAAGACUCCUUGUGGAAGGUUGGUGGACGAGGUUGUCGCGGACAUCGAGAAACAGGUGGCUUGUUUGUCCACCCUAAAACAUAAAAACCUUAUCCCUUACGAAGGAGUCCUCUGCAACGUUGGCAAGAGUAGGCUGGAUAUCUACCUGGUACAGGAUUUUAUCCUUGGAACCAGUCUAUUCACAAUCUCCGGAACGCUCGGGUGGUCCGCCGAAGGUGCCAGCAAGGUCGCCAAAGGAGUCCUCGAAGCAUUGAUCUACCUUCACAACAACGGAGUGUCCCACGAUAAUCUGUCCGACUCCACCGUGUUCAUGGACAACUCCGGUUGCAUCCGCGUCGCCGACUUUAAACUCAUCCCUUACAUCCAAGAAAUCAGCAGCGGUCAACAAGGCGUCCGUGGCGAUCUCCCCGCCCUGGGAACCCUCGUCGAGUCCCUCUUCAACGCCCACUCCGAAAUGAAGGACUUUAUCGAUCGCUGCAAGUCCGAGCGAACAAUCUCGGCCUCAGACCUGCUAGAACACCCCUUUCUCCGGCCAAUCCUCUUCCAAGUCAUCCCACAAAAGCUCAACAAACCAACCCGCGAUCACAAACCAACCGAUCAACCCCCAACCGACCGCUCCCACCAAUCCCUCAUCCCCGCCUUCAUGAACACCUCCCUCUCAACGGAGAAAUCCCGCCUGCAAACCGAAUUCGAAGUCAUGUCCUUCAUCGGCAAGGGCGCGUACGGCGACGUCCUUAAAGUGCGCAACAUCCUGGACAACCGCCAAUACGCGAUCAAACGAAUCCUCCUCCCAGCCCGCAGCAAACAGUUCUACAAAAAGAUGACCCGCGAGGUAGAGCUCCUCUCCCGACUGAACCACGAAAACGUCGUCCGCUACUACAACAGCUGGGUCGAGGCCGUCAGUCCGGGCGAUGAAAAGUACCAGGGCGGCGAGUCCAGCUGCGAUUGGUCGCUGAGCGCGGGAAGUGUCGCUGGCCGGCGGAAGGUCCCGACCGCUGCCAAGGUGGCGAAAAAAACUAGCGAAAAGAACUCCGACUGGGUGCUGGACUGCAUGGGGAUUGAUACGAGCAGCGAUGAGGACGACGACGACGACGAUGAGGAUGAUGACGAGGACGAUAGCUGCUCGGACGGGAUUGAAUUUGUCAACUCGGAUGGGGAGGUCGCGACGUACGCGAGCUUCAGCGAGGGCGUGGAGAAUGAAAAGGGGAAGAAUGGAGGGGUGGCGUUGGCGAACGUCAAUCCGGAGAUGUUGUACAUGUACAUUCAGAUGGAGUUUUGUGAGAAGAGUACGUUGAGAACCGCCAUCGAUUCCAACCUGCACCAGGACGUGGACCGCGUUUGGCGUCUGUUCCGGGAGAUUGCCGAGGGCCUCAGCCACAUCCACCAGCAGGGCAUGAUCCACAGGGAUCUGAAGCCGGUCAACAUUUUCCUCGACUCGCGCGAUCAAGUCAAGAUCGGCGACUUUGGGCUUGCCACGACCAGUAUUUUGGCGCUGCAGAAUCAGCAGCAAGAACACGUUGCGCAGCAGCCGAAAUCACUGGAUAUGGGCAACUCGCUGACCGGGAAGGUUGGGACGGCUUUAUACGUUGCGCCGGAAUUGACCGGGAAUGCCUCCAAGUCAACUUACAACCAAAAGGUUGACCUUUACUCGCUAGGAAUUAUACUGUUUGAGAUGAGUUCAACGCCGCUGGCGACCGGCAUGGAGCGGGUCAAAACGCUGAUGGAUCUAAGGUCUUCUUCUAUUCAAUUUCCCGACCACAUGAUGACCGAGAACAAAUAUUCGCAGCAGCUGCAGGUCAUCCGUUGGCUGCUCAACCACGACCCCAGCAAACGACCAUCCGCGGAGGAGCUUCUCUCGUCGGAACUUGUUCCCCCAACGCGUCUCGAAGCCGGCGAGAUCCAGGACAUUGUACGGCACGUCAUGUCCAACCCCCAAUCCAGGCACUACAAACACCUGAUCGCGCGCUGCUUCGCCCAGGAAAGCGACACGAUCUGCGAGCUGAGCUACCAUCUGGACAUGGUGCCGAUCAUUCCGCGCUUCGACUUUAUCAAGGCGAAGAUCAUCGACCUGUUCCGGAAGCAUGGGGCGAUCGAGGUCGUAACGCCACUGCUGACGCCUUGCACGCGCACGUCAACGCGCGAAAACUCGGUCAAACUCAUGACCCACUCGGGCAGUAUUGUUUCGCUUCCGGAGGAUCUCCGGUUACCGUUUCUGCGUCACGUGGCGUUGAAUGGGGUGCGGUUUAUACGGCGGUACUCGAUUGGUCGGGUCUAUCGCGAGAAGAAGGUCUUCAACUUCCACCCCAAACAGGUGUACGAAUGUGCGUUUGAUAUUGUGACACCUUGCCGGGGCAACAUGGUCGUGGACGCCGAGCUGAUCGCCAUUGCGAACGAUAUCCUACGCGAACUGAACCUGCUCGAUCAGAAACGUAACGUAUACUUCCGGUUGAACCACACCAGCUUGCUAAAGUCCAUCCUGCUCUACUGCAACGUCCCGCUCGAAAAAUACAAGGAACUCUUCGAGAUCGUGCUGGAAUAUCUGGAGAACAAAAUCUCCAAGUUCCAGCUCGUCGGAUCGGUAAACAGCCAAAUCUCCCAACCCGGCGUCAAGAUCAACACCGGCUACCUCUGCGACAUCCUCCAGAUCCCGGAGAUUUCCCUAGAACAACUCAAAGGUACACUGAAAGAACUCUUCAAAGGUCGCGGCGAGGCGGCCAUGCUCGCCAAAAUGGCCCAACGCGACCUGGAAUCGGUGGUAUCGCUGGCCCAGGGCAUGGGCGUUCAGUGCCCGAUGAUGGUCUGCCCGGGGCUGCCGAUCAACUACGAACGGGCCAAGGGCGGUGGACUGGUUUGGCAACUGCUCGGCGAGCUCAAACCCAAGAAACGCAACCCGAUCACGACGAUCGCCGUGGGUGGACGGUACGACGCGAAGCUGGUUGAUUUUCAGAAAUCCGGUAUCGAAAACGGCCUUCAAGUGCCCAAAGUCGAGCUCAGCGGAGCCGGAUUCAGCUUUCACCUGGACAAACUCGUGCACGCCAUUGGUUCCAUCCGCGGCUGCGACCCAAUCGAGGUCAUGAUCUACAUUAUCGGCUCACGACCCCCAACCAAGGAGGUCGUCUCCAUCCUCCGUCCCCUCUGGUCGCACGGCAUCAAAACCGGCAUCCUUGAAGGCGUGAUUUCGGUAGAAGAUUCCGCCAAGGAGGUCGGCGCCAAUCUGGUGGUCAUGCUCGGCGAAGGUGGUGAACUCCGCGUCCGCACCUGGGACCACGAUCGCUUCCAGGAACGCCACGUAACCCGUCCCGAGCUCAUCAGCUACAUCCUGAAAACCCUCCGACCGGAAUGCUCACCAACAGAUUGUAGCUCCACGUCCCAGCCCAACACCUCGCUCACGACGGUUUCUUCGGUGAAGAACAUUCCGUCGCUGGCCAGCCAGUCCCAGAGCAACGGAACCGCCUCGCUGGACAUCAUCUUCCUCACCUCGGAAAAGCCAAACAUGAGCAAAAAGCGACGCUACGAGAACCAGGUCGAGCACAAGAUCUCCCCCAUUUUGUCAAAGUUCCAGCGCAAGGAGAAAAUCUCGCUGAUCAUCGUAGACCUGCCGAGUGGGCCGCUGCGUGGCCUCGUUGGGCUGAUUGAUCCGGCCGAGUGUGGCAGCGAGCAGGGCUCGUCGUCGCCGAACUCGGUUGAGCUGCAAGCGUUGAUCGAUCGGUACCCGAAGUACAAACACAACAUCAUGCAAAUCUACGACGAGAUUGUGGACAUUUUCGGGGAGAGUCGAACACUUCCGGUGGUGGGGGUGUACAGCGUGCUGGAUUCGUUCUGCAGGUUGAUACUUUAACGCGGCUUUGAAGGGAAGGCAGCGGCUACGUACACUAGAUUUAUAGGAAAGAAACGCGCUUAUUGUAAAAGUUUAAAAAAAAUAUUUUAUAUGUGUA
Molecule: messenger RNA, 4928 nt
Organism: Culex quinquefasciatus (southern house mosquito)
Lineage: Eukaryota; Metazoa; Arthropoda; Insecta; Diptera; Culicidae
Gene: Gcn2
Product: eIF-2-alpha kinase GCN2
Exons: 4
Coding region: 191-4831 (1546 amino acids)
Biological process (GO): regulation of translational initiation by eIF2 alpha phosphorylation; DNA damage checkpoint signaling
Cellular component (GO): cytosol
Molecular function (GO): ATP binding; protein binding; eukaryotic translation initiation factor 2alpha kinase activity
Source: RefSeq, a predicted model, not a curated record